AUGUACAACUUUAGUAUACAAGAAUUCAUAUUUAUAUAUUUAAUAAUUAUAAUUAAUUAUAAUAAAAUUAUAGUACAAUCAAAUGUAGAAUUUAUCAAUGACAAUGAUACAAAUAUAUUAUUUAACUUCAACGAUGAAUUGAUAUUACAGCAAGAUUUACGAAUUGAGGGUAGCACGUCGGAUCAAUUAGCAAUUUAUUCAACAGAAGAGGUUACAAAAGUAACAUUACAAAAUACGAUGCAAUCAACAAUAAAUUCAAGUUUGCCAACAGUUUCUGACGAUUCUUCAAUGGUUACUGAUAUCACGAUUUUGACAUCAGGUGCUCCCGAUGGGCCUGCAUCUAUGUCGCAACACGAUACAUCUUCACAUAUUUUUACUUCAGGUAAACAAUAG
Messenger RNA from Rotaria sp. Silwood2, 393 nucleotides. Lineage: Eukaryota; Metazoa; Rotifera; Eurotatoria; Philodinida; Philodinidae. The record is from the annotation of a GenBank genome assembly.